This is a messenger RNA of Trachymyrmex cornetzi, 2714 nucleotides long. RefSeq names its product zinc finger protein 160. Gene Ontology annotation, biological process: regulation of transcription by RNA polymerase II. Lineage: Eukaryota; Metazoa; Arthropoda; Insecta; Hymenoptera; Formicidae. The coding region runs from base 69 to 1838 and encodes 589 amino acids. Gene Ontology annotation, molecular function: RNA polymerase II cis-regulatory region sequence-specific DNA binding; DNA-binding transcription activator activity, RNA polymerase II-specific. The record is from RefSeq and is a predicted model, not a curated record. The transcript is spliced from 9 exons. Gene Ontology annotation, cellular component: nucleus.
CCACUCGGCAGCCGGACUAUUAACCCCGCGGUCCGUCGGAGUAUUACACGGUCAAAGGCAAUACAUCAAUGGCCCUAGAAUCAAAUGGCAACAACGUGGUGUGGUUGAACACAACCCGUCCUGAUCAAAUACAGCAGAGUCAACCAAUCGAGCAGCCAUUGAAGUGUUCCAUGUUUACUCAAACGGAGCAAACUAAUAGUUUUACCCAGACGGAACAGAGCAAUUCGAGUUACGGAGACCAGAGACAGCAGCAAACAGCAAUGUUUGACCCACAGCAGAUUCAGCAGCAAGCUGCUGCGCAAGGUCAGCAGUCGCAGCAGCAGCAGCAGACUCAGCAGAUGUACGUCACAUCGGAUAAGAAGGAGGACAAGUCUCAGCAGCAGCAACAGACGACUACUACCGAGUUCCCUCCCUCCUUCUAUUACAACGUCAACAUGUUGCAGAAGGUUCAGACAAAUGCGGUGAGCACAAUCAGUGCAAUCACCGAUGACAAGGGUUGUUACCGUUUCGAUGUUCAACCUGUCGGUUAUAAUACAUUGCUAAACCAGAUGAGUAUUGCCGCUGCGACCGCAAAUGCAACGUUCAAGUGUGAGAUUUGUGGCCUGGUCUUCGGUCACAUGAGCCUGCUGCAGCAUCAUAAGCGGAUUCACACCUCGACGCCCAGCAAUUUGCAGCAGCAGCCGCAGCAGAUAGUGGUACAAACGCCGACAACAGUGACUGUCGCCACCACACCAGAAAGACCGUAUACUUGUGACGUUUGUGGAGCGUGUUUUGCAUUACCGGGAGAAUUAAAAAGUCACAAAACAAAUAUGCAUCAAAAACCAAAGGUGCAAAUUUGUGAAGAUUGUGGCAGUGAGGACCCAUGCGAACAUCAUCCAACUAAAGUUAAAAAGACUAUCAAACCUGGUCAUCAUCCUGUGAAACGAAGGGGUGUUACCAGUGUCACCAAAUGUCAUAAGUGCAACGGCACGGGGAUUAUUUUUAUAGGUAAACACGACGAAAAACUAGAUUCCGGAAUCAGUUCCCUCGCAAAGUGUGGCGGCUGCAAGGCUACAGGCCGCAUCGUCAUAGGAAGUGGCAAGCAAAACAGUCAAAAUCAAGCGGAGAAACCAUUUCAUUGUAACGUUUGUGAUGGUACAUUUUCUCGAUAUUCUUCACUCUGGUCCCAUAAAAGACUUCAUUCGGGAGACAAACCAUUCAAAUGUGAAGUCUGUGGCUUAGCCUUUGCUAAGGCUGCUUAUUUAAAGAAUCAUGGAAGAGUUCAUACCGGUGAAAAACCGUUCAAGUGCAACGUUUGCGGCAUGCAGUUUUCGCAGAGCCCACACUUGAAGAAUCACGAACGAAUUCAUUCCGGCGAGCGACCCUAUCAAUGCGAGGUUUGCGAAAAGACGUUUGCCAGACAUUCAACGCUCUGGAAUCAUAGAAGAAUUCACACCGGCGAGAAGCCAUAUAGGUGUAAUAUCUGCGGUUCCGCCUUCAAUCAAGCCACACAUCUCAAGAACCACGCAAAAGUCCAUACCGGUGAAAAGCCGCACAGGUGCGAUAUAUGCGAGAUUGGCUUUUCCGAUCGUUUUGCGCUGAAGCGUCACCGUGCGAUCCACGAGAAAUAUGGCCAGACGGCACGAAACCAGAAUGCAAAUAACCCAGCAAACGCACAACAGGCCAACGCGAGUAAUCAGCAGCAGCAGUCGCAGCAGCAGCAACAGCCACAGCAGGCACAACAAGGCCAGGUUGUGGUCGUGAAUGCGACUACUCCUGUCACUGUCAGCCAAGGGCAAGGCCAAGUUAUACUCGACGAGGUCUACAAGUGUCAGGUGGCCUUCCCAGAGCCUAAAUGAUUCAGCUAGAGAAUACCUUUCAGGAGUUGGUAAAGAGGUUAAUUUUUUUAACCUUUUUUUUAUAUUAAUCUCAAGAACGGCAAAAUCCAUGGAUAUAUAAAAUAAAAAGUAAUGGAUUUUACGCUGAAAGAGUCAAGUGAAUUCUGCACAAGUGACUGUGAAUAGCGCAGCUCUUUUUUUGUGUAUGUGCAGCCACUUGUAUUUUGUGGAAAAAUAUUUGGUGACUGUCGAUGGAUUGAAUUUAGAUAUGGAUAAAGAUUUCAAGGAAAAAAAAACGAAAAAAAAUAUGGACGGAGAGACUGCGUGAAGUUUGUGCGAGUGAUAAAUUUCAUAGAAUGUAUCCUCGGAUUUAAUUCGUAAUAUACAAUUGGACGAUUUUCAACCGCCAACAUCAACGAAGUCUUUUUGUGAAGUAAUAGAGAAAUAUGUCUACCUUUAUAUUUUGCCAUUCGGAAAGGUGGAAAAAAAACAAUUAAACCGUAUCGCGGCAUACAUUUCGUAUAUAUUAGUUUUCUAAAAUAAAACGGAAAAUGUAAUUGUAAUCGUAUCAUUCUUUCAUACAUCUAUAAUAAUCGUUAAUUUGUCCAUGAGAACAAAAUUGCUAUACGUCUUGCCAGUAUUUCAUGAUUUCAUGAAUGGCAUUGUGCAAUAGUUCCGACAAAUUUUGCGAUUAGCCCGACAAAGUGUACUUUCGAAUGAUUGUAACAACGGAGGAUUGCAACAGCGUGUGUUUCGGUAAUGAAAAGCGCAAGUAUAAGGUAUCGAAUAUUUUACUUGUUUUUUAGUAAAUUUAAAUUGUAUGAUAAAAAAUGCCCAAACCUCGGCCCUUCUCAACAUCAUGAGGCUGGAUUGUGUGUUUCUCAAUGUUUAAAAUAU